This is a messenger RNA of Metarhizium album ARSEF 1941, 2997 nucleotides long. RefSeq names its product ATPase, P-type, calcium-transporting. Gene Ontology annotation, molecular function: ATP binding; P-type calcium transporter activity; ATP hydrolysis activity. Gene Ontology annotation, biological process: calcium ion transmembrane transport; intracellular calcium ion homeostasis. NCBI's taxonomy places the organism in Eukaryota, Fungi, Ascomycota, Sordariomycetes, Hypocreales, Clavicipitaceae. Gene Ontology annotation, cellular component: membrane. The transcript has 4 exons. The coding region runs from base 1 to 2997 and encodes 998 amino acids. The record is from RefSeq and is a predicted model, not a curated record.
AUGGAAAACGCCUUUGCCCGUCCCAUCGCGACGGUUCUCUCCCACUUCGGAGUGGACGAGCACGAUGGUCUCAGCAACAAGAGAGUUGAGGAGCUGCGGAUAAAGUAUGGCCGCAAUUCCAUCCCCGAGGAGCCCCCUGCGCCCCUAUGGGAGCUUAUCCUGGAGCAAUUCAAGGACCAGCUGGUGAUGAUUCUGCUUGGCUCCGCCGCCGUUUCAUUUGUCCUGGCCCUGUUCGAGGACGAAGGCGGCUGGAGUGCCUUCGUUGAUCCCGCCGUUAUUCUCACCAUCCUGAUCCUCAAUGCCGUCGUCGGAGUCUCCCAAGAAAGCAGCGCCGAGAAGGCCAUUGCCGCCCUGCAAGAAUACUCUGCGAAUGAGUCCAAUGUUGUUCGCAACAAUGGGCACGUUUCUCGAGUCAAGGCUGACGAGUUGGUUCCUGGUGACAUCGUUGUUGUAGCUGUUGGAGAUCGCAUCCCUGCCGAUUGCCGUGUCGUCGCCAUUGAGAGCAACAGCUUUGCCGUCGACCAGGCUAUCUUGACCGGAGAGAGUGAGAGUGUCGGCAAGGAUGACGAGGCUGUGGUCAGGGAUGAGCGUGCCGUCCUGCAGGAUCAGGUCAACAUGCUCUUCUCUGGCACCACCGUCGUGACUGGACGUGCCAGGGCCGUGGUCGUCCUCACCGGCUCCAACACCGCCAUUGGAGACAUUCAUGAGAGCAUUACGGCUCAAAUCUCUGAGCCCACGCCUCUCAAGCAAAAACUCAACGACUUUGGCGACAACCUCGCCAAAGUCAUUACCGUCAUCUGCAUUCUGGUCUGGCUCAUCAAUAUCCCCAACUUCAACGAUCCCAGCCACGGUAGCUGGACCAAGGGUGCCAUCUACUAUCUCAAGAUUGCCGUCUCGCUUGGAGUUGCCGCUAUUCCCGAGGGACUGGCUGUUGUCAUUACUACUUGCCUGGCCCUCGGAACGCGCAAGAUGGCUGCUAAGAACGCCGUUGUGCGCAGUUUGCCCUCUGUAGAGACUUUGGGAAGCUGUAGCGUUAUUUGCUCUGACAAGACUGGUACCCUGACCACGAACCAGAUGAGCGUCAACAAAAUUGUCUACCUCAACGGGGCUGGCAGCGACCUCAGCGAGCUCGACGUUGAAGGUACCACCUUCGCCCCCAGGGGCGCCAUUACAGCCAAUGGCAAACCCGUGGAGGACUUGACGUCGUCUUCAGAAACAGUUCGCCAAAUGACUGAAGUCGCUGCCAUUUGCAAUGAUGCCCACCUCGGUUAUGAUCCCCGUACUGCCACCUUCUCCAGCGUCGGUGAGCCUACUGAGGGGGCUCUUCGCGCUCUUGUUGAAAAGAUUGGACCCUGUCCUCCUGACGAUACUCAUCUCGAGGACUGCCUCCACCACGCCAGCCACUUCUAUGAGAAACAACUUCCCCGUCUUGCCACGUACGAGUUCUCCAGAGACCGAAAAAGCAUGUCUGUCCUUGUCCAGAACGGAACCCAGAAGAAGCUUCUUGUCAAGGGCGCACCCGAAUCCAUCAUUGACCGCUGCUCCCACGCCCUGCUUGGUGCCAAUGGCAAGAAGGUUGCACUUAGCAGCAAGCUUUCUGACCUCUUGCUGAAGGAAGUUGUUGAUUACGGAAACCGUGGUCUUCGCGUUAUUGCCUUGGCCAGCAUUGACGACGUCUCCGAGAAUCCCUUGCUAUCCGCCAAGUCGACCGAAGAUUACGCCCGCCUUGAGCAGAACAUGACAUUCCUGGGCCUGGUUGGUAUGCUCGAUCCCCCCCGAGAAGAGGUCCCCCAAUCGAUCGCCAAAUGCAAGGAAGCUGGCAUCCGUGUUAUUGUCAUCACUGGAGACAAUCGCAAUACGGCAGAGAGCAUCUGCCGUCAAAUAGGUGUUUUUAGCGAGCAUGAAGAUCUCACUGGCAAGAGCUACACUGGACGUGAAUUUGAGAACUUGAGUCCCAGUGAGCAGCUUGAGGCUGCCAAAAGAGCUUCCCUGUUCUCUCGUGUUGAGCCUGUUCAUAAGUCCAAGCUGGUGGAUCUCCUUCAGUCUCUUGGCGAGGUCGUGGCCAUGACGGGGGACGGCGUCAACGACGCGCCUGCUUUGAAGAAGGCCGAUAUUGGUGUUGCCAUGGGUUCUGGCACCGAUGUUUCGAAGCUGGCCGCCGACAUGGUUCUCGCCGACAGCAACUUUGCCACAAUUGAAGUUGCCAUCGAAGAGGGCCGAGCUAUCUACAACAACACCCAGCAGUUUAUCCGUUACCUCAUCUCGUCCAACAUUGGCGAGGUGGUUUCCAUCUUCCUCACCGCCGCUCUGGGCAUGCCCGAGGCCUUGAUACCCGUUCAGCUCCUCUGGGUCAACUUGGUCACCGAUGGCCUCCCUGCCACCGCCCUAUCCUUCAAUUCCUCCGACCACGAUAUCAUGAGGCGCCAGCCUCGAAAGAGAGACGAGCCUCUUAUUGGUGGAUGGCUGUUCCUGCGCUACCUCAUUAUCGGAACAUACGUUGGUCUGGCGACUGUUGCUGGCUACGCCUGGUGGUUCAUGUACAAUCCCGAGGGACCCCAGAUUAGCUUCAAGCAGCUGUCCCGCUUCCAUCACUGCACGGCCGACUUCCCCGAGAUUGGAUGUGAGAUGUUCUCCAACGACAUGGCCAAGGCAGGCUCGACCGUGUCGCUGUCUAUUCUCGUCGUCAUUGAAAUGUUCAACGCCAUGAACGCCUUGUCGUCUAGCGAGUCACUCUUGUCACUGCCUCUGUGGAAGAACAUGAUGCUCGUCUAUGCCAUUGCCCUAUCCAUGGCUCUGCACUUUGCCCUCCUGUACACGCCCUUCUUGCAGACUCUGUUUGCCAUUGUCCCGCUCAACGUGACUGAGUGGAAAGCAGUCGUGCUCAUUAGUGCUCCCGUCAUUCUUCUCGAUGAGGUCCUCAAGUUGAUUGAACGGAAUUAUUUCAUGCAGACAACGCAUGAGACAACGAAGGGCGUCAAAGGCAAGAAGGAGAUGUAG